CUUCGAGCCAACAACGUCAACAGUGUCCAGCCCAGGCUAGUUGGCAUAGUUUGCCAUGGCACGAUGACACCUGAAAAAGCUCAGCAGGAGGUGAAUCUUCUCGUGGGUUUCUUGGCUUCCUACGCCUUCCGUGCCCUCACCAGUUCUGCUGAGGCGUGGCUGCGGCGGACCUGCCAUUUAUGCAUAUGUGGCCGACUUGCCCGUGAGGGAGCAGUCUUGGCAAGUGAACGUGGCUUGACAUGGCGGGAGGCCAAAGUGAGGCUUGAUUCCAGUGACGAUUUGCAGAUCUUAGCGCUGGCAACCCUCAGGCUCUUGGCCUGGCACUGGAUGCAGCCGAUUACUUAUGCACUGCUCCUGUACAGUUGGAGCGAUGAUGCGUACUUUGGCAAGACCUGGAAUCUACAGGCGGUUUUAGCUGCAGCGGUGCUGUUGAGGGAGGUGCUUUACUUCAUUUGCACUCUAUUCGCCUUGGUGCAAUGCCCGGCCUUUCUGUUGAUUGAUCUUGCUGCUACCUGGAGAAGUGGAGCUCGUGGUGAGGCCGUGCCAGGCCUUUGCCUGUGUCAUGAUGCCGGAGAAAUUUUUAGGCUGGAAGGGCAUAAAGAUUCUUUCCUCACUACCAGGAGGCAUCCAGGGACUCAAACAUACACUUCACUUGGUUUACUUACGGUCUAGGGCCCAAAAGGACAUCAAUAAAGCUUGUGCUGCCACAAGCCUAAUUACAUCCUGUUUCGCAUCGGUUGUGGGAAUUGAUUCGUUUUGAUGGGAGGUGCAUCAUUCGCAUUUGAGCGUUUGAGCAUGUCUCGUUUAGUUUACUUGAGCCAGCUCACGAACUCAAAAGCCACACCCGUUCGCCUCAACAAGGCUGGUACAUGCAAGGCUCUGUGCCAUCUCCACUAGCCGUCAGGCAUCGCCCCGCUCGGACCGUCAGAGAAGACAUACACGGUGGAUCACUGUGGGUGGCAACCUGUCUUUGCCUGACAAUUGCUCGCCAUGCACUUUGCUGGCAAAGCUCGCACCAAGCAUGACCAAGCUGCAAGCAGGUAGAGUACAAAAUGCUUGUAUGUUUAAGCGAACCAUGCCUUGAAAGCACAUGUGUUGUUUCAUAUUUGUUUUGGAAUUCACUGAUUUUGACGAUCUGGCAGCAUUGUAGGAGCAAAG
Messenger RNA from Durusdinium trenchii, 1158 nucleotides. The record is from the annotation of a GenBank genome assembly. Lineage: Eukaryota; Dinophyceae; Suessiales; Symbiodiniaceae.